Molecule: messenger RNA, 462 nt
Organism: Nicotiana attenuata
Lineage: Eukaryota; Viridiplantae; Streptophyta; Magnoliopsida; Solanales; Solanaceae
Exons: 1
Coding region: 1-462 (153 amino acids)
Source: RefSeq, a predicted model, not a curated record
AUGAAUCCUAUAGACGAUAAGAAGGAAACAGUGACAUUUCGAGCAGUAAGCCACGACGAAGAAGGAAAAACAAAGGUAACAAAACACGAAGUAAACACACACAACAUCGAAACCCUAAAACACAUAGAGAAAAAACUCAUAGACAAAGGCAUACACAGAAAAGACCGACAUCCAAUAGAUGGAAUUCCUUUAACAAAACAGUCAAAAUCAGGGCAUGGUGGGAAGUUUACAUGGGAAGGACCAUUGGCUAUAGAUGAAAAUGAAAUGGAUGCUGUACCAGUGGCUAUAGAUGAAAAUGAUCCAAAUUAUGUAGAUGAGGAAGAAGAAAGGAGGAUAUUAAGAGGAGAAGUUAGUGGAGUUGAAGGUUUGGUUAUUGGAGAAAUUGAUGUGGCUAAAGUUGCAAAUAAUGAAGGUGUGGGAAGAGUUGAUGUUGUUGAUCCUGUUUUGCGAACUAAUAUGUAA